Messenger RNA from Miscanthus lutarioriparius, 1101 nucleotides. NCBI's taxonomy places the organism in Eukaryota, Viridiplantae, Streptophyta, Magnoliopsida, Poales, Poaceae. The record is from the annotation of a GenBank genome assembly.
AUGGCGAUGGCCAGGAAGCCUACCUGUGCUCUCCCUCUCCUCCUUGUAGCCUUCCUCUGGUUGACAUGCUCUGUUUGUGCUCGCUUCGACGAUGACUACGACGACCCGAGGUACGGCCCUGGGGGUUUCGGCCGUGGCCCCGGCUUUGAUCGCGGCCCGAGAGGCGGCUAUGGACGCGGUCCGCGCUUCGGACGUGGACCGUUUGGCCGUGACUGCCGCUUUGGCCGCUGCCGCGGAGGUGGUGGCGGGCUUGGAGGCGGUGGAGGCUUCGGAGGUGGAGGUGGAGCUGGUGGCGGCCUUGGAGGUGGCGGCGGGCUCGGCGGUGGAGGAGGUGGCGGUCUAGGAGGAGGAGGUGGUGGUGGCCUCGGUGGUGGAGGUGGCGCAGGUGCUGGAGGAGGCUUUGGUGGUGGCGUCGGAGGUGGAGGUGGUGCAGGAGGCGGGCUUGGUGGUGGAUUUGGAGGAGGCGGCGGCGGAGGACUCGGAGGUGGUGGUGGCAAAGGCGGUGGCUUUGGUGCUGGUGGUGGCGUCGGAGGCGGAGCUGGUGGUGGCGGCGGCCUAGGUGGUGGAGGCGGCGGCGGAAUGGGUGGCGGUGGCGGUGGUGGACUCGGAGGAGGUGCGGGAGGAGGAUUUGGAGCGGGUGGCGGCGUUGGUGGGGAGCCGGUGGUGGUGGCGGCCUUGGUGGCGGUGGAGGCGGCGGCAUGGGUGGAGGUGGAGGUGGAGGGCUUGGAGGAGGGGGUGGUGCCGGAGGAGGAUUCGGUGGCGGGGCAGGCGGCGGCGUUGGAGGAGGCGGCGGCGGCGGUGGUGGAGGCGGUGGGAUGGGCGGUGGCGCCGGCGGAGGGUUCGGUGGCGGAGCAGGCGGCGGACUCGGUCAUGGAGGUGGUCUCGGCAGCGGCGGCGGUCUUGGUGGCGGAGGCGGAGGUGGCCUCGGUGGUGGAGGCGGCGCCGCAGGAGGCCUCGGGCACGGCGGUGGCCUUGGACACGGCGUUGGUCUUGGCGGAGGCGGCGGCCCUCGGCAUCGGCAUUGGCGUCGGCGUCGGAGUUGGGGUGGGUGCAGGGGCAGGCGGCGGCGCCGGUGCGGGUGCUGGCGGCGGUGGGCGUUGA